AUCGAUAAGUUCGGCAAGAAUAAACACAAACUCGCACGUGUACCGACACUAAGUCGAUCGUUGAGAUUUUGAGCCGAUUUUUCUUUCAAUUUUUUUUUUUUAAUAAACAGUGAAAAUUACUUGGAUUUUUUUGUUGUUGAGAAAAGUAUUUGAAAAAAAUGGGUAACCGAAAUAAGAAAAAACCUGUUGAACGAUUUAAAUCACGUAAAGAAGUGCGAAAAGAUAAGCGACUUCAGAAGAAGGCAAACCGUGUACAUUUUCAAAAACGGAAAAAAGAAUUGAAGAUCGAGUACAAAGAGCGGAUGCAGCAGAAAAAUGCAGGUAAAAAAGGUAAAACCAACGGGAAAUCGGUGUCAAAGGAAAAACAAACACCAAAAUGCAGUGAUGCAGAGGAUGAAUUCAUUGACGAUGAACAAUUCGAUGAAAAUGAUGAGGAAAUUGAAUCCGAUUUUGAGCUUAGCGACGAAGAAUUGGAGAUGAAAACCAAAGCCAUGGCUAAGACGAGUAAACCCGUUCAAAAGCCGGCAACUCAAUUGGAACUCGAUCAUCAGCGCUUGAUGAAACAGGAGCAAUCAUUGCGUAAGGAUAUGGGUAAAAAGCGAGUGAAACAAUUGAAAAUGGCAAACGAAGAGGAGGACAAAACCAUUCGUAAGUUGGAGAAAUUGCUGAAAAUCGAUAAAAGUCGCAGUAAAAAGGGUGUUCCGAAGAUGUUCCACGAUGGGUUGGACUAUGCGUUGGAAAUGUGUCUGCCGGAGAAUAUUGAAAAAAUGUACGCAGCGGCAAAGGAGGCGGCCGAUGCUGAUCAACAGUCAGACAACGAAUGGCAGGAAGAUUUUGCCCUUGCGACCGGUGAAUUAGAGCCACAACCGGAUGAAAAGGGCCCGAAAAAGUCGAUCAAAGCAGAACAAAGGAAAGCGAAAGAGGCAGCACAAAAGGUGGUCGAAAAGAAAAAAGCUGGAUCCAAAUACUUUGAUGAGUCUAAUGACGAGUUAGCUUCGGAUUUGAGUGAUGCGGAUUCCGAAUUUGAACGAAGUGAAAACGACGAAGAAAACUCAGUUCUUGAAGAUAACGCUGAAAGUGAUGACUCUGAUGAUGCUCCAGAGGAGAUCAGCACCGUUUCGAAAUCAUCGAAGAAACGCCAAUUGGAAAAAUUAAAAGCAAGUAACAAACCCGAAUUUGAUGAAGAAAUGAUGGAAGAAAGUGAUUCAGAGAAUGAUUUCGACGAUGAUUUGGACGAAUUGGAGAUGGGAUCGUUAGAUGAGGAUUCAGAUGAUGAACCGGCGGGAAAGGUGCAAAAAAUGUCCAAAAAGGAAAAGAAUGAAUCAAAUCAGAAGAAAAAUCAAAAGAGUCAAAAGAAACAAAAGCAUGAAUGGGAGUCUGAGCCGGAAUCUGAGCUGGAAGAUGAAGAAGGAAAUGAUGAUGAAAAUGGAGAUGAUUACGACAGUGAUCAAAGUGGUGGUUCUGGGACAAAAGACGAAAAGCCAGAUAUUUGGGAGGAUAUUUACGGACGAAAGCGCGAUAAAGAUGGAAAUAUCAUCAAAGAAGAUACUCAAACUAGCACCGGAAAGUACGUACCACCACAUUUGAGAGCACGUUUGGCUGCUGAAGCGACUAAUGGCAGCACCGAAGGAGAAAUGGACCCAAAACGCAGGGAAAAAUUAUUACAACUGAAGCGAUUGUUGAAAGGCCAAUUGAAUCGUUUAUCUGAAGCGAAUAUGCACAAAAUCUGCACUGAAAUCGACAAUUUGUACAUGCGAAACUCACGUAACGAUAUGAAUACCACAUUGUCGGCUUUGAUUUGUGAUGCCUUGAUAUCGCAUGCUUUGGCACCAGAAAGAAUGGUCAUGGAACACGCUUUGCUGAUUGCUGCGCUGCACGCAAACGUUGGAACUGAGGUCGGUGCCAAUUUGCUGGAGAAUUUAGUCGAUCGCUUCCAUCAGAUGCUAAGGGACGGCAUUGAUCAGUACGAUGUCGAAGACAAAACACUUGACAAUGUCAUUUUCGUUUUGUGCCACAUGUAUACAUUCAAAAUUUUCCAUCAUCGACUGGUCUACGAGCUAUUGAACAAACUCAUCGAAAACUUUGGUGAAAAGUCGGUGGAAUGUGUUUUACUAACGUUGCGAUCCGUUGGAUUUUCACUGCGAAAAGAUGAUCCGGCUGCACUAAAAGAGCUUAUCUUAACGAUACAGAAGAAGACUAGCGAAGCAUCGGAAAAGCUAAAAACAAAUGCACGUUUGAAAUAUAUGCUUGAUGUGCUAACGGCGAUAAAAAAUAAUAAUGUUAAUCGAAUCCCCAACUACGAUCCAGCGUUGGCCGAACAUUUGCGAAAAAUCCUGAAAACAUUGUGUGUCAAUGGCAAAUAUGUGACAACAUUGAAUAUUUCGUUGGAAGAUUUGGUGAACGUUCAAAAUCGUGGUAAAUGGUGGGUCGUUGGUUCGGCAUGGACGGGUAAUAUAAAUGACAUUAGUGGUGCGGCCAAAACCAGUACAUCGAAAAAGAAUGAACAAAAAUUUAGCGAAAAAUUGCUAGAAUUGGCUCGAAAGCAACGAAUGAAUACCGACGAACGGCGCAAUGUAUUUUGCAUUCUGAUGAGUGCCGAAGAUUACAUUGAUGCAUUCGAGAAAAUCUUGCAUUUGGCCAUCAAAGAUCAUCGGGUCAUUGUAUCGGUUAUCAUACACUGUUGCUUAUCCGAAAAGACUUUCAAUCCAUAUUAUGCCGUUGUCGCGCAAAAAUUCUGUGAUUUUGAUCGAAAGUACCAAUUGGCAAUCCAAUAUGCUAUUUGGGAUCGUAUUAAGGACAUUCAGUCACAUACAAAAACCCAAUCGACAAAUUUGGCCCAGCUCCUGGUGCAUUUGAUAACGAAUGCGGCACAAGCUAUAUCCGUACUAAAGGUCAUUGAAUUCGGUGAAUUGGACAAAGUCAUGUUGCGAGUGGUGCGACAAGUGCUGUUGGGAAUACUGCUAGGCAAAGAGGAAAUAUGCAAAGAGGUGUUUCAACGUAUUGCACCGAGUACGCAAUUGAAAGCAUUCAAGGAUAGCAUUCGCCUGUUUAUGCAUCAUUUUCUUUUGAAAGGUGGCGCCAAAAAUGGAAUUCCUGAGGAUAAAAUGCAAUUGCUCAAGGAUCGCAUUAAAAUCGCUGACAAGUCUUUGGACACAUCAACCCUUCGAUUUUAGAUGUGAUUUUUCUUUUAAAUUUGAGACCAUUCACAUUGUAUUCGUUAAAAUUCAUUUUCUAUUGAAUAAUUAUCGAUUGAUAAAAUGAAA
This is a messenger RNA of Sitodiplosis mosellana (orange wheat blossom midge), 3263 nucleotides long. Its product is annotated as nucleolar MIF4G domain-containing protein 1. The record is from RefSeq and is a predicted model, not a curated record. The transcript has 7 exons. Gene Ontology annotation, cellular component: nucleolus. Lineage: Eukaryota; Metazoa; Arthropoda; Insecta; Diptera; Cecidomyiidae. Gene Ontology annotation, biological process: ribosomal small subunit biogenesis. The coding region runs from base 159 to 3173 and encodes 1004 amino acids. Gene Ontology annotation, molecular function: RNA binding; protein binding.